Letharia columbiana is the source of this 852-nucleotide messenger RNA. RefSeq lists its product as uncharacterized. The record is from RefSeq and is a predicted model, not a curated record. NCBI's taxonomy places the organism in Eukaryota, Fungi, Ascomycota, Lecanoromycetes, Lecanorales, Parmeliaceae. The transcript has 2 exons. The coding region runs from base 1 to 852 and encodes 283 amino acids.
AUGGCAGCCGUCCUUGAUCAAGGCGUCAAAAAUUUCACCGACAUCCUGAUCACUCCAAAUUCUCCUUCCAAGCUCAGCUACCUUCUCUAUCCAGGUCUUCUGAUCACGAUCCUUAUUCUUCCUGCCUACCGUUUUGUGCUCAAGGACUACCACGUCUUCUUGGCCUUGGGCCCUGGUGGCACCCCAAAGACCUUCCCAGGCUACCUCCGUGUGUCAUAUCUGCGUCUUUUCACCAUCAGCGAUCCCUUACGGCCCCCAUCACUGGCAGAAACCGUCUUUCCUACAAACGGAUACCUGCGGCAAUUGCCACAACGUUCGGGUCCUCGCCCUACUGUUGCCGGGAUCGCCCCACAUCGCCAAUUGGACCAAAAGUGCACGGCUGAACUGCAUCAUGUUCUUCGAGACGGUCUUCACAAACUUGCGGCCGCGUUUCCAUCUCUAAUACGUAAGGGCAGCUCCUGCUUCGAAAAAAACGGUCUUGCUCUAUUCCUUUCUGCCUGUACUCAGUCAGCGCCCCCUAAUGACACAGUGCACCCGGGAUUUAGCCAUCUGAAUCCAACCUGUCAGGAUACCGGGGAGAUCUGUCAUCUACAUGCUAUGGACUCUAGCAUGCACCUUACGCUUCACCCGCUUGACAUUUCAAUCGUGCUUUCCGCCGGCUGGGGAGAGAGACACCCGCUUGCAGGCAAGUACGUCCAUGGCAAAGAACUGUUACCCUCUGGUUUCGUUAUGAUAUACGCCCCACGACAGGAAAGUCAGGUUGAGACUGUGAUGGAGAUUGUCAAAGCGGGCGCUUGGUGGGUUGGCGGUGUGGAUUUGGCUAAGGCCAACGGUUUCGGCGGAGAGCAAUGA